Messenger RNA from Ascochyta rabiei, 3564 nucleotides. RefSeq lists its product as uncharacterized. The transcript is spliced from 2 exons. Gene Ontology annotation, cellular component: nucleus; cytoplasm. NCBI's taxonomy places the organism in Eukaryota, Fungi, Ascomycota, Dothideomycetes, Pleosporales, Didymellaceae. The record is from RefSeq and is a predicted model, not a curated record. The coding region runs from base 1 to 3564 and encodes 1187 amino acids. Gene Ontology annotation, biological process: regulation of DNA-templated transcription; circadian rhythm.
AUGGAAGGGUCUGUCCUUGGCAGCAGGAGCAGGGAUGUGCCGAUCUCAUCGACGGCAUCCACCAACCUCACGAUCGAGCUGGGCCACGGCGCUGGAUCUGAGGUGAUGGCCCGUCAGGGUGCUACCCAGACGCCGCCGCCUGUUCUCGACUGGGCCUCUCUGACCACACCACACAAUCACGAACGACACGACGUCUCUGCACACCGCACCACCACCACCACCGCCACACCGCACCUUGUAUCGACGUCGCCAUCGAUAUUGACAUUGACAUUACCAUUGAUAUUACCAUCGACAUUACCAUCGACAUUACCAUCGACAUUACCAUCGACAUUACCAUCGACAUUACCAUCGACAUUACCAUCGACAUUACCAUCGACAUUACCAUCGACACCGCCAUCACACCACCACCACCACCACCAUCGCACCAUACAUCGACUGAGCAAAGCCACACCGUCCCCGUCCAGGCUAUCCAGCCCAGCCCAGCCCACGCACUUUGGCUUCAGCAGCAGCCCGCACCUCCACCUCCACCUCCACGUCCGCCUCGUCGCCAUGAACGAGCGCCCCGGCACCAUUCCUAGCCCUGCCACGCCCCACCACCCACGCCGCCCGCCCGCCCACCAAUCCGUCUCGCUGCGACACAGCCCGGCCGCCAAACUCGACCGCGCUGCCUCCACUCUUACCGCCACCUGCCACUCGACCACGCUGAGCACCUCGCCCAACGUCCCUGCUAGCGACAAGGCCAAUCCGCCUUCGACCGUCUCGCCGCGUCUGCAGUUGAACAGCCACAGCUCGGGAGAGAGCAGCGACGCCGCCGGCUGGUUCGACCGCACAAACAAUCACGACCAUGUCCCCCACGACGCCUCCUUUGUCGACAACGACCCGCCCUUCCUGCUCCACAACUCAUCCUCGUCGGGGCGCACCCCGCCCGAAGCCCAGUACAUGACUGCCGCCUCCGUGCCCUACCGCCCUGGUCUGAUGAAGCUCGGCACCGACGCCAGCAGCUCCGAAGACUUCCGCAGCGUCAUCGACGACCUCACCGUCGCCAACAAGAAGCUGAAGCGGAGGCUGAGGAAGUACGAGCGCGUCUACGAUGCCCACCUGCAGGACGACAAGCUGUUCGAGGUCAAGUUCCACCGCCUGCCCGACCACAAGAAGAAGGAGCUGGAAGAGACGUUGCGCAAGUUUGCCGCAGGCCUCGACGACGCCUCUGACAUGCCUGAAAUCUCGUACGCCCACGCUCCUGCCCUGAACAAGGAGGCCACGGGCUCGUCGAUAUCUCGUCUCGCAGAGUCGGGCUAUGUCUCCAUGUCCGCCUCUGGCCAGAACUCGUCCACACCCUCCAACAACCCCUCGAACCAAAACACCGAUAACCGAAAGAUGACCAAGUCGGCCUACAACCGCCAACAGCAGAGCAUCCAGUCCUAUCUCCACGACAUCCCCCGAGGCUUGCUGUCACAUGGCAAUGCCCCCUUGUCGGACAAGGCGAAGAAGAAGAUGAUCGUCCGACGCCUGGAGCAGAUCUUCGCUGGCAAGCGCUCGGCGCCCGGAAGCCAUCCCCAACCCAUGCAGCAAGAGGAGGUCGCUCAGUCCGCAGCUACCGCCGACCGACGUGAGCGGGAAGCAAUCGGCCAAGGAUUCAGACCAGAGGGUCUGCGCACAGCCCUCAUCAUGCCAGAGCAAGGUGACAUGAAAGAGGGACAGAGUACCCCCAUCUUGCACAUACCCGCACAGCAGCGUGUCAAUGAGCAAGACUUUGAGCCUUCCGGCUCCGGCUCCGGCACCGGCUCCCCCGACCAGCGACCUACACGGCCUCUGGAUUUGGACCCCUUCCGUGCUCAGGUCCCCGCCGCAAACAUGGACUACUUCCGACAUCUCGGCUUCUCGCCACCAGACAUGAUGACCAAUACCUCAUCAGAGCAAGGACAUGGCUGGCUGUACUUGAACCUUCUCAUUAAUAUGGCGCAACUCCACACGCUCAACGUCACGCCUGAAAACGUCAAGGAGGCUCUUGCCGCGUAUAGCACCCAGCUGGAAGUGUCAAGUGAUGGCCGUAAGAUUCGAUGGAAGGGUGGACAUGAAUUCAGCAACAACAGCAGCGACGGCUCACCCGAACAAUCUGGUGUUAACUCGCCGUAUCAAGCCAUGGCAGCACAGGGGUCGCCCCAGAACAACCCCAAACCCGGUCACAGCGCCAGCAUGGAGAGUGGUUACGGAGGCUCAGAACAGUGGGGCCGCAACAUGGCCCCUGCUGGACAAGAGACGGAGACGAGUUUAUUCGCCUACAAGCCAUUGUUCUUCCGGACCGACAGCUCGGAAGAGGACCGGGAUCUCUACGACUCAACCGGGUCGACAAUUUCCUCCUUCCAGCCCCAGCAGUGUGGCGAUUUGUCGGGCAUGGGUACCGUCAUACAGAGUAACAAACCCACCAAGCGACGUGAUGACGGCCCUAUGAUCUUUUACAACAAAGCUAAGUUUUGCACCGACCUCACGGGCGACCGAGUAGGGGCUUCCUUGACGCUACCCGAGAACUACAAGGCAGUCACAAGCCAUCCUCUUGGUGCACUGCUAAACACGGAAUCUAUCAACGGAUCCGACAUUUGGGAGAGCAGAGGCCCCUUGGAAGAUGCAGGAACAGACGUGGAUUCCCGAAAAGGAACGCAAACUCCAUCUACUGGAGAGAGCAUCGGAUUCUCCCCCGCGGGCCUACAGAAUCAUUUUGGUGCCGACAGCCCUGACCUCAUGGACUUUGAAGCUUCGGGCUUGGGAGGUGUGCAGCCGGACGACAACUUCUCGAUCCGUGUACAACGUUCGCAAAUCCCAUCGGCACCCUCAGACAUUCAGCCCAACCGCAGGGCAUGUCUGUAUCCCUCGAAGAUUCAAGCCAUCCUGGGUGAAGGGGCGACGCCCCAAGACGCAAGGUGCCGUUCGUCAAGCCCCAAGAACACAAUCGAGGAGAAGAUGAUCUCAGCGGUCCGUCAGAAUAUGCCCAGCUCUGUCCUGCCGCCAGCGUCUUUCUUUCCUUUUGAUUCCGCUUCUUCCGGUGAACUCUCGGACGACGAAGACGAAUCAUCAAGUGGUGACUACGACACAAACGAUGGUCCCUCCACGGCGCUGCAGCUUCUCAACAUCGCUCCUCCACACGCUAAACUUGCUAGCGAACAGUCCGGCAGUACCUCGGAAGCGUCUGAAUACUCCGAUGACGAUGAUGAUGAUAGCAGCAUUGACCUCUUGGCCACUGCCCGUCAGCAAGAUCCAGACACAGUCCGCGCAUUCGAGCGCGAGUAUGACGCUGCGGUUGCAGACCGUCUGGCCGAGGAGAUUGUAGCCGGCAGUUCGGCAGCUACCGCAGGCGGUGGCAGUGGGUUCAACAGUCCUGCGAGCGAUGCGGGCGAUCUCUCAAAGCAGGGAAGUAGGCGCAAGAGCACCCAGGCUGCUCCAAGUACGACGAGUGCCAACAGUCUCUCCCCUCGGAGCAAGCACCUGAAACGCGCCAGAACGACUGAAUCCCUUGCUACGGUAGUGAAGAACGGUUCAAAGGCGCCAAAGAGUCGGAGGACUAGGUAG